AUGGACACUCUCCAAAAGAUUAUAAUGCUUGUGGCCCUAACUCUAUGGGCAAACGUUGCCUGUAAUGGUAGUCUCGAGUGGGUGAUCACCAUCUUUUCGUUGUCCACGUUGCCCAAUACUCUCGUGAUGGGGAUUCCUCUGUUGAUUGCUAUGUAUGGAGAAUAUUCUGGGUUUCUAAUGGUGCAGGUUGUUGUGUUGCAGUGUAUAAUAUGGUACACUUUGUUAUUGUUUUUGUUUGAAUAUAGGGGUGCAAAGAUGCUUAUUAUGGAGUGGUUUCCUGAAACUGCUGCGGAUAUCGUGUCGUUUAAAGUUGAGUCUGAUGUCGUUUCGCUUGACGGACAUGAUUUUUUGGAGACGGAUGUUGAGAUUGGUGAUGAUGGGAAGUUGCACGUGACUGUGAGAAAGAGUAAUGUUUCUAGACGGUCGUUAGGGUUGGGUUCGGUUACAGGUAUGACUCCUCGCCCGUCGAAUCUCACUGGCGCGGAGAUUUAUAGUUUGAGUUCGUCUCGAAACCCGACUCCUAGAGGAUCGGAUUUUAAUCCAUCGGUUUUUUAUUCGAUGAUAGGGUUUCCGGGUGGGCGUUUGUCAAACUUUGGACCCACGGAUGCGACCCCGAGGCGGACGAAUUUUGAAGAGAGUACGGCCCCGAGGCCGCUCAAUAUGAAUUCACCUAAGUUCGGGUUUUAUCCGGCUCCUAAUCCGGAUAUUGCUUCGAAUGGUGUGAAGUCAGUUAAAAGUCAACAAUCAGAAAGUCAAAAACAAACACAAGCACAACAAAAUGGUGGGCUUAAUAAAGCCAGUCAUGACGCUAAGGAGCUUUAUAUGUUUGUAUGGAGCUCCAGUGUGUCGCCUGUAUCCGAAGGCGGGCUACAUGUUUUUGGAAGUGGUGCGGAGCAUUCGGGUCGCCCUGACCCGAAUGACGCUAAGGAGAUUAGGAUGAUGGUGUCCGAUCAUCAAAAUAGUAAAACUACGGAAAUGGGAAGAGAAGAUUUUGGAUAUGGUGAAGAAGAGAAGGGUAAAGAGCGGCAAAUUGGUCUAAAUAAACUGGGUUCAAGUUCUACGGCGGAGCUCCACCCGAAAGGUGUUUAAGAUCGGAUUAUCCGGAUAUCCAAAAAUUUCGGAUAGUGAAUAUUGAUAUCCGAAUCCGUAUCCGAAAUUUCGGAUAUCCGA
This is a messenger RNA of Helianthus annuus (common sunflower), 1170 nucleotides long. RefSeq names its product auxin efflux carrier component 4. The transcript has 3 exons. Gene Ontology annotation, molecular function: auxin efflux transmembrane transporter activity. Gene Ontology annotation, cellular component: endoplasmic reticulum; plasma membrane. The record is from RefSeq and is a predicted model, not a curated record. Gene Ontology annotation, biological process: auxin export across the plasma membrane; auxin polar transport. The coding region runs from base 1 to 1089 and encodes 362 amino acids. NCBI's taxonomy places the organism in Eukaryota, Viridiplantae, Streptophyta, Magnoliopsida, Asterales, Asteraceae.